AUGGCUGGAAAUUUCCUCGGGUUUUCAUUGGAAAGAGACACGGAAGACGAAUCUCAGUAUGUCAGGGAUCAAGAGAGAUCAGAGAGGCAACCAUUAAGCCAUGGAAAAAAUAUGGAAAAACCGAUUUCUUUCCAAAGAGGGGAUUUUCAUGAUGUAAUGAAUAUGGCAGAAGAAACAUACAAAUGCUUCUCAGGUCAAACACAAUAUGAUACCAGUUUGCAAACGCCCCCUGGAAAGAAGGCCCAUACUUGCUUCCCAUGUGGAAAGACGUUCUUUUGUGGAGAAGAGCUCAUUAAAGAUGAAAGAAUCCAUGUAGGAGAGAAACUGCAUUGCUGUUCAGACUGUGGGAAUAGAUUCUCGGACAAUUCAACCCUUGUUCAAGCUGAGAGUUCCCACCCUUCUGAAGGAGAGACAUUGAUCUGCUUAGCAAGUGAAAAUAAUUUCUCUGAUAGUAAAGUAUAUAAUAGUGGAAAGAGAUUCUAUAGCAGUGUUGAACAUCAACACCAUCUACAAACCCUGACACCAGAGAAAACUUCUGAGAGCUCUGAUUGUGGAAAGAGCAGCAGUGGAGGUCUUCAAAAGCAUUUUAGAACCCACACAGGAGAGAAACCUUUUGAGUGCUCAGAGUGUGGAAAGAAAUUCAGCAGGAGUGGAGGUCUUCAAAAGCAUUUUAGAACCCACACCGGAGAGAAACCUUAUCAUUGCCUAGAAUGUGGGAAAACAUUCAGUCGGAGUGACUAUCUUCAGUUGCAUCAAAGAACGCACACAGGAGAGAAACCUUUUAAGUGCUUAGAGUGUGAAAAAACAUUCAGAACCAGUGGAGAGCGUCGAAUACAUUUAAGAACCCACACAGGAGAGAAACCUUUUGAGUGCCCAAAGUGUGGAAAAAAGUUCAGUAUGAGUGGCCAUCUUCAAGUGCAUCAAAGAAUGCACACAGGAGAGAAACCUUUUGAGUGCUCACGGUGUGGAAAGAGAUUUAGUCAGAUUGGAGAGCUUCAAAAACAUUUUAGAACCCACACUGGAGAGAAACCUUUUGAGUGCCAAGAGUGUGGAAGAAGAUUCAGGUGGAGUAGUAAUCUUCAACUGCAUCAAAGAAUGCACACAGGAGAGAAACCUUUUGAGUGCUCAGAGUGUGGAAAGAAAUUCAGCAGCAGUGGAGGUCUUCAGAAGCAUUUUAGAACCCACACUGAAGAGAAACCUUUUCAGUGCCUACAAUGUGGGAAAAGAUUCACUAGGAGUGACUAUCUUCAAGUGCACCAAAGAAUGCACACAGGAGAGAAACCUUUUGAGUGCUCAGACUGUGGAAGGAAAUUCAGCACCAGUGGAGAUCAUCAAAACCAUUUAAGAACCCACACAGGUGAGAAACCUUUUGAGUGCUCAGAGUGUGGAAAGAAAUUCGGCAGCAAUGGAGGUCUUAAAAAGCAUUUUAGAACUCACAUUGGAGAGAAACCUUUUGAGUGCUCAGAGUGUGGAAAGAAAUUCAGCAGGAGUGGAGGUCUUCAAAGGCAUUUUAGAACCCACACCGAAGAGAAACCUUUUCAGUACUUAGAGGGUGGAGAAGGAUUCAGUGAGAGUGACUAUCUUCAAUUGCAUCAAAGUACGCACACAGGAUAGAAACUUUUGAAGUGCUCAGAGUGCGGAAAGGAAUUCAGCAACUGUGGAAAUCAUCAAAAACAUUUAAGAACCCACACAGGAGAGAAACCUUUUGAGUGUUCAAAGAGUGGAAAGAAGUUCAGUAUGAGUGCCAUCUUCAAGUGCAUCAAAGAAUGCACACAGGAGAGAAACCUUUUGAGUGCUCAUGGUGUGGAGAGAUUUAGUCAGAUUGGAGAUCUUCACAAGCAUUUUAAAACCCACACUGGAGAGAAAUCUUUUGAAUUGUCAGACUGUUGAAUAAAGGUGUAUCUAGGC
This is a messenger RNA of Sphaerodactylus townsendi, 1908 nucleotides long. Its product is annotated as gastrula zinc finger protein XlCGF57.1-like. The record is from RefSeq and is a predicted model, not a curated record. The transcript has 2 exons. Lineage: Eukaryota; Metazoa; Chordata; Lepidosauria; Squamata; Sphaerodactylidae. Bases 1 to 1614 code for a protein of 537 amino acids. Gene Ontology annotation, biological process: regulation of DNA-templated transcription. Gene Ontology annotation, molecular function: RNA polymerase II cis-regulatory region sequence-specific DNA binding; DNA-binding transcription factor activity, RNA polymerase II-specific.